Pogonomyrmex barbatus (red harvester ant) is the source of this 2094-nucleotide messenger RNA. RefSeq names its product phosphoribosyl pyrophosphate synthase-associated protein 2. Gene Ontology annotation, biological process: 5-phosphoribose 1-diphosphate biosynthetic process; purine nucleotide biosynthetic process. Gene Ontology annotation, cellular component: ribose phosphate diphosphokinase complex; cytoplasm. Lineage: Eukaryota; Metazoa; Arthropoda; Insecta; Hymenoptera; Formicidae. Gene Ontology annotation, molecular function: magnesium ion binding; ATP binding; ribose phosphate diphosphokinase activity. The record is from RefSeq and is a predicted model, not a curated record.
AUCUGAAGUUAGUUGUUUAUUAUAAUAGUUAUAAAAGCUUGACACUCGAUAAGAGGAAAAGAAGUGAAUUUAUAAGAUAAGAUAAACUCAUUGCGUGAUCUCGAGUUGAUCGGCGAGAAACGUGACUUUGAAUUUUUCGUGCGGCAGUCACGGUGCAUGAGUAUCGAGACGCGUUUGAUUUUCGAAAGCGGCCAACUUCAGAUCGCUUCGCGCGCGAGCCGUAGACGACGCCCGUUGUACUCGACGAGGGUCGCGUCAUAAUUAUCGUGGCUUGACAGUGAAGUGGCGAGAUUCAAGAACGCCGACAGCUUUCGAAUCGGCCUCGUAAAUCGAAUAGCGAUUGGAUCACGAAGUGUGCGAAACGGACGGAUGUGAGGGACAGUCUAAUUGAAUUUACGGGCGCGACAUAAUCGAGUCGUCGAGAGCGCGUGAGGAGCCCGAGUUUGAUCGAUUGUUUGUUUAUCACAAGGUGAAUUACGCAUUUAUUAUUCUAUUUGUUCUCCGGUAAUCUCAUUAUUUUUACGCAAUUUUUUUAUCGGCGAAAUAAUGGAGAAACCAGUUUCAUCGGACAUAGUCAUCAUCGCAGGCAAUUCACAUCCAGAGCUCGCAGAUUUGAUUGCAAAUCGUUUGGGUAUAAAACCUGGUGGCUGUGCUGUUUACUACAAGUCGAAUCGCGAGACAAUGGUGGAGAUAGGAGAUUCUGUACGCGGCAAAGAUUUAUUUCUAAUCCAAACCGGUACAAAAGAUGUAAACAACAACAUAAUGGAGCUUCUCAUCAUGGCCUAUGCAUGUAAAACAUCCUCUGCCAAAAACAUUGUUGGAGUGAUUCCAUACUUGCCUUACUCCAAGCAGUGCAAAAUGCGCAAACGUGGCUGUAUAGUAUCUAAACUUUUGGCGAAGAUGUUAUGCACGAGCGGCCUAACUCACAUUAUUACGAUGGAUCUUCAUCAGAAAGAAAUCCAAGGUUUUUUUGACGUUCCUGUGGAUAAUCUAAGAGCUAGUCCAUUCCUUCUGCAAUACAUUCAAGAAUCCAUUCCUGACUAUCAUAAUUCUGUGAUCGUUGCAAGAAAUCCAGGUAGCGCAAAAAAAGCGACUAGCUAUGCAGAGAGGCUGCGCCUGGGAAUUGCUGUGAUUCACGGAGAACAAAGAGAAGCCGAAUCCGACAUGAACGACGGCCGCUAUUCACCACCCGCAUUAGCACUGGCCGCACGUACGAUGGAAGUAGGUGUGGGUGUUCCUUUGCAUCCAGCGAAGGAAAAGCCGCCAAUAAGCGUCGUCGGAGAUGUUGGAGGACGUAUCGCUAUUAUGGUGGACGACAUGAUAGAUGAUGUACAAUCAUACGUAGCAGCUGCCGAAGUACUUAAAGAAAGAGGAGCUUAUAAAAUAUACGUCUUAGCUACGCAUGGUUUGCUUAGUUCAGAUGCGCCUAGACUCAUCGAAGAGUCUCCAAUCGACGAGGUUGUCGUAACUAAUACCGUUCCUCAUGACGUGCAGAAGAUGCAGUGCCCAAAAAUCAAGACUGUCGACAUCAGUAUUCUUUUAGCAGAGGCUAUUCGACGUAUACACAAUAAGGAGUCAAUGUCGUAUUUAUUUAAGAAUGUAACUCUGGAAGACUAGGAGCUAGACGAUUGCAUUUGGGAAGUUAUAUUUUAAUCGCGACUAAAUGACGGUUCAAAGUUAGGAUUCAAUUCCGGGGACCAUGUCCAGAAUACAUAUCCGUCUCUUAAUUUUCUACACUAUUUUUAUAUUUCCCCAAACUUGCAAAACAACACAGUGAAUAUAUAAACUAGUUCCUUGCGUUCAUCGGUGAGAAUAAUCGGCCGAAUGUCUUAAUGUACAUUUCCUUUGUAGUUAUUUUUUUCUCUGUAUAAACUGUCUAUACUAUAGCUUAGUUUAUUACUACUAGGCCAUUAGAAAAAUCGAUAAGCAUAUUUCAAUAUGAAACAUAGUCACAUAUGGUAUUAGAUAUUGUAAAAUUUUAGAAUUCUGUAUGGUCAUAGAUAUGUAUUCCUGUGCUUACCAAUGAUCUAGUGAUAAUUUUAUUGAAUGAUUAUGUAAAAUAUGUAUUUUAGAUCAAGACAUAAUAAAUAUAUU